Phodopus roborovskii (desert hamster) is the source of this 1655-nucleotide messenger RNA. Its product is annotated as keratin, type II cuticular Hb6. NCBI's taxonomy places the organism in Eukaryota, Metazoa, Chordata, Mammalia, Rodentia, Cricetidae. Bases 71 to 1531 code for a protein of 486 amino acids. Gene Ontology annotation, biological process: keratinization; intermediate filament organization. Gene Ontology annotation, molecular function: structural constituent of skin epidermis. The record is from RefSeq and is a predicted model, not a curated record. Gene Ontology annotation, cellular component: keratin filament. The transcript has 9 exons.
CAAAUCCACGUCCACUGUUCCUCCACUUGGACGUCUCCAGUCUCAUAGUAUCCCUUCUCCCCAGAUAACCAUGACUUGUGGAUCCUACUGUGGUGGCCGAGCCUUCAGCUGCGCCUCAGCCUGCGGGCCCAGGCCAGGCCGCUGCUGCAUCUCUGCAGCCCCCUACCGCGGCAUCUCCUGCUACCGUGGACUCUCCGGGGGCUUCGGCAGCCACAGCGUCUGUGGGGCCUUCCGCUCCGGCUCCUGUGGAAGAAGCUUCGGAUACCGCUCUGGAGGAGUCUGUGGGCCCACACCCCCCUGCAUCACCAGUGUCUCUGUCAAUGAGAGCCUGCUCACACCCCUCAACCUGGAGAUCGACCCCAAUGCUCAGUGUGUGAAGCAUGAGGAGAAGGAACAGAUCAAGUGCCUCAACAGCAAGUUCGCAGCCUUCAUCGACAAGGUGCGCUUCCUGGAGCAGCAGAACAAGCUGCUGGAGACCAAGUGGCAGUUCUACCAGAACCGCAAGUGCUGCGAGAGCAACGUGGAGCCCCUGUUUGAGGGCUACAUCGAGACCCUGAGGAGGGAGGCUGAGUGUGUGGAGGCUGACAGUGGGCGGCUGGCUGCUGAGCUCAACCAUGCGCAGGAGGCCAUGGAGGGCUACAAGAAGAGGUACGAGGAGGAAGUUUCUCUGAGAGCCACAGCUGAGAAUGAGUUUGUGGCUCUGAAGAAGGAUGUGGACUGUGCCUACCUGCGCAAAUCAGACCUGGAGGCCAAUGUGGAGGCUCUGACCCAGGAGAUCGACUUCCUGAGGAGGCUGUAUGAGGAGGAGACCCGAAUCCUCCACGCCCACAUCUCAGACACCUCUGUCAUCGUCAAGAUGGACAACAGCAGGGACCUGAACAUGGACUGCAUCGUGGCUGAGAUCAAGGCUCAGUAUGAUGACAUUGCUACCCGCAGCCGGGCAGAGGCCGAGUCCUGGUACCGCACCAAGUGUGAGGAGAUAAAGGCCACAGUGAUCCGGCACGGGGAGACCCUGCGCCGCACCAGAGAGGAGAUCAAUGAGCUGAACCGCAUCAUCCAGAGGCUGACAGCUGAGAUUGAGAACGCCAAGUGCCAGAACACCAAGCUGGAGGCUGCAGUGACCCAGUCUGAGCAGCAGGGAGAGGCCGCCCUCACUGAUGCCCGCUGCAAGCUGGCUGAGCUGGAGGCUGCCCUACAGAAGGCCAAGCAGGACAUGGCCUGCCUGCUCAAGGAGUACCAGGAGGUGAUGAACUCCAAGCUGGGGCUGGACAUCGAGAUCGCCACCUACAGGCGCCUGCUGGAGGGCGAGGAACAGAGGUUGUGUGAGGGCGUUGGCUCGGUGAAUGUGUGCGUGAGCAGCUCCCGAGGUGGCGUCGUCUGUGGAGAUCUCUGCGUCUCCGGUACUGCCCCUGCUGUCAACACCAGAGUGUGCAGCGCCCCCUGCAGCGGCAACGUGGUGGUGGGCACUCCUAAUGCCUGUGGCCCCUGCGCUGGGGCGGGCUCCUGCAGUGGAGGCUGUAAGAAGUGCUAGGAAGCCUAAAUGCUGUCACCCCCACCCUGCCCAAGUGACUGCACAGAGGGACAGUGGCCUCAGCACCUCCAUCCCAUUCUGUAGCCUUCCCUAGCAACUUGGUUUGGGGAUUCUUGCUUUUAUU